This is a messenger RNA of Tuber aestivum (summer truffle), 1625 nucleotides long. Lineage: Eukaryota; Fungi; Ascomycota; Pezizomycetes; Pezizales; Tuberaceae. The record is from the annotation of a GenBank genome assembly.
CUUGCCAACAAGUAUCCUAGUAGCUGUUGGGAUUUCUUUAGCAGUAGUACUCCCUGUACCUACAAGUCUGGUCUAAGCUGGUAUGUCCCAGAAGACCCUGAGGCUCAAGGUAUUGAUUGUGAGGCUUGCCCAGUUCACUGUCAUCUUAUUAUGCCUACUUGGCUCUUGAUGGGACAGUGUAUCUAUAAUGGCCUUAACUCUAUAGCUGUGGAAUAAACAUCAAUCAAUCCUGUCACCAAUAUUGAAGUAGGAGAUACAUCACCAUCCUGGUUACUGAUUCUUUCUAUGUAUAGGAAACCUGACUCUGUCAUCUGUGAUUGCACUAUCACAACUGCAUUUAUGGUCUAGAAGAUCCUUACUGAAGCUGGCUUCCCAGCCAUUGAGGUGGUCUUUAUCGAGUCUAUAGUUACUUGUUCUAUUGCUGGUAGCCCCAAACUCCUCUUAUUUAAUUUCUUACAUGACCCAGUACCUGACAUGCUAAAGCCCUUGGUAGCUACUCUUAGUCUCUCUAUUGCACCCCUUAAGUACUCCAACUUUGAGGGUACAGCUGCUCUGUACUUCUGUCUUGGGAAAGAUACCAACUGUGUCUCUCUUUUAACCUGCAUAUAUGUCAUUCAUCUUCCUCCUAUCUAUUCUAAUACACAAAUGACUGAUAAGAAUACGAGUCAGCCAUGUGAGGAAAUUGUUGUGCUUGAUAAUAUGGGCUACAGGAAUGCUAUCAUGGCUAUGAUGGUAACUAUUGGUAACCAUCUGAAAUCUAUUGAAAUCUGGAACACCACACUUGACAUGAUAGGGGAGUCUGUUAGCAUGGAGAACAGCAAGGUCACGGGAAGAUGCAAGACGUAAAUGGAGUUGGUAGCAGAGCUGAAUGAGAAGAUUCAGGAGGUGAAUGCACUCCAUGAUAAGGUUACUAAGCAUUGUACCACUACUAAGGACCAUGUUACUUGCUUCAUACAGAGAAGAUUAAGGCCUUGGCUGAACAAUACAGGUUUACCAAUGACGGGGCUCUGAUUAAGCUACAUAAUAAGAAGAUUAAUAGCUCAAUAUUUAUGAGUAACAAGAUUUAUAUUAGUAUAUCUUUUUACAUACCUGUGUCUUUAUUUUAUCUCUAUCUCUAGUGUUCUUUAUUUCUUAUUCCCCAUCACAUGUCUUGUCUUCAGUUUUAGUUGACUAUGAGGAUUGUUUCCUGGAUUGGUGGUAAACUUUCCAUAUCAGAAUUUUGAAAUACUAUGUUUCCACAGGUGGUUGAUCAAGCUAACUCUUAGUACCCUGAAGAUGGUCUUCUUUAGGACUAUGGUGUCAUCUCAGACAAGGAGAUCCAUGACCUCCAAUGGCCUAACAUCAACAAUGAGAGAUGCUUACUUGUUAUACAGAAUGAGUUAACUAUGGGAACUACUGUUGGCUGUGGCAAUGGUCUUGAGUCCUUUACCUGCACCUUUGAUAUGUGUGAAAUCAAGCAUACAUCCCACAAGAUUGUGGUCUUGUCUUAUAACAAGAAACUUGGCAGGUUUCCAGCUGCUGGUGACUCGGGGUCCAUCCUUCUUGGAAGGUAUAGUUGCAUUGUUGGACUCCUUUCUGAUCACUCUGGCCUUUCUGAAGAGACUGAUAUCAUGUACGUCAUCCCA